CCCCAGCCCCAAUUUGAACAUUUUAAUAUGCAUCUUUUUUUUUUUCCUUUACCAAUAAUAUGAAGAUCAGCAGCUCCCAGGCCACCAUGGGGCUGAUCCCAGUUAUUCAGGCCACACCACGGGUGUGGAGUCCCGCUAAGAUUUUCUGGCUGGCCAAGGCCACUAGAACAAAGCUAUCUUGGGGUUCCCGGCCACUCUGGAUCUUGAACCGGUCCUGGCCCCAUCUUCAGGAAAAGGAAAUUGCGGGCAGGGCAAGCCAGGGCUGACUUUCCUUCCCUUGAUGUGCCCAAGAUCACUCUGAAUGUCAGGGUCAGGCCGGGGACACGCGGUGGCUGAUAUUUUUAGGGAAGGAAAAUGUGUGGCUGAGGAUCUGGUUUCUCUGGCCAAGAGUGGGGAGGAGGGAGGAGUGAUGGAGGGGGAGGCGAGGAAGGGGGAGGCUCCCCACACCCCCGCCUGGGGCUAAUUUAGGCAAAGGGCGCCCUGAGCUAUUUCCAGCUGUAGGAACAAGUGUGCCCCCCCCGCCCUUCCCCCUCUGCCCUGGCCUCCUCCCCCGAGAUGCCCUCCGGGGUGCCCGGCGCCUAUAAAAGUGCUGGGUUUUCUCAAUGAAGCCGGGACAGCCUGGCAGCAGGUUACAGCCGAGCGCACUGUCCCCGCCACCCUCUGCGGAUAUGAAGAUCGUCGUGGGCAUCGGAGGUGUGACCAACGGUGGGAAGACCACCCUGACCAACAGCCUCCGCAAGGCCCUGCCCAACUGCUGCGUGAUCCACCAGGACGACUUCUUCAAGCCUCAAGACCAAAUAGCUGUCGGGGAGGAUGGCUUCAAACAGUGGGACAGUAAGGACAACAGCCACGCCUGUCGCUCUCUGUCCCCCAUGGUCCCCGGCUCCUGGUCCUCCGCCAACUCCCACUGUCCCCCCGCUGCAGUGCUGGAGUCUCUGGACAUGGAGGCCAUGCUGGGCACCGUGCAGGCCUGGCUCAGCAGCCCCCGGAAGUUCGCCCGCACGCAUGGGGUCCACCUGCAGCCCGGCACCCCAGACACCCACAUCCUGCUGCUGGAAGGCUUCCUACUUUACAGCUACAGGCCCCUGCUGGACUUGUACAGCCGCCGUUACUUCCUGACCCUCCCCUACGAGGAGUGCAAGUGGCGGAGGAGCACCCGAAGCUACCCAGUCCCUGAUCCCCCCGGGCUGUUCGACGGCCACGUGUGGCCCAUGUACCAGAAGUAUAAGCGGGAGAUGGAGGCUGACGGCGUGGAAGUGGAAGUAAACCGUUAUCUGACUGGGGUGAGCCAUCUUCUCCCACCCACUGAGACUGAGCCCGAGCCUGAGACUCCUGAAUCUAAGACUGAGAACAGAGCUGGCUGGACGGCACACGGCCCCGAGAGGAGCUCUUCCUGCAGGUGCUGGGUGACAUCUACAACUCGCUGCUCAACCACCCCUAGUGCUGCCACCUGCCCGCCUGCCGGGCCACAGGGAGCCAGCGGGACUGCAGCCCCAGGGCGCCCUGUCCUGGGCGAGCGGCCAGCUGCUGCGUGGCCGUGUCCUCGUCAGGGACAACCAUGCAGAGAGUGUGUGUGCUGUCGCGGGCUCUGGGAUCCCAGGUGCCUUUGUGACCUCGCUGUGGCUUCCGGAAUAAACUCGGUCUUAUUUUUAUAAUC
Messenger RNA from Chinchilla lanigera (long-tailed chinchilla), 1657 nucleotides. It is a transcript of the gene Nmrk2, whose product is annotated as nicotinamide riboside kinase 2. The transcript has 7 exons. Gene Ontology annotation, cellular component: cytoplasm. The record is from RefSeq and is a predicted model, not a curated record. Lineage: Eukaryota; Metazoa; Chordata; Mammalia; Rodentia; Chinchillidae. The coding region runs from base 603 to 1655 and encodes 350 amino acids.